AUGGAGUGGAUUCGUCGAGAAACAAUCGGUCACGGGAGCUUCUCCACCGUUAGUUUAGCCACUACCUCCGGAAGCUCGACGGCGUUUCCAACGUUGAUCGCUGUGAAAUCGUCUGGAGUGGUUUGCUCCGCCGCGUUACGGAGCGAGAGAGACGUGUUGGAUGAUCUCGGCGACUGUUCGGAGAUCGUUCGGUGUUUCGGGGAAGGAAGGACGGUGGAGAACGGAGAGGAGAUUUACAAUCUGUUUCUGGAGUACGCUUCCGGUGGGAAUUUGGGUGACAGGGUUAAGAAAUCCGGUGAAGCGUUGCCGGAAUUCGAAGUGCGUCGAUUCACGAGGUCGAUUGUGAAAGGAUUGCGUCACAUCCACGAUAAUGGAUUUUGUCAUUGCGAUGUGAAGCUGGAGAAUGUUUUGGUUUUCGGUGACGGAGAUGUGAAAAUCUCCGAUUUCGGGCUAGCGAAACGGAGAAGUGAGAUUGGGGAGGAAAUUAGGGUUGAGAUCAGAGGAACUCCUCUGUACAUGGCGCCGGAAUCGGUGAAUCGCGGCGAGUUCGAAUCUCCGGCGGAUAUUUGGGCGCUAGGAUGCUCUGUAGUGGAGAUGUCGAGUGGCAAAACGGCAUGGUGUUUGGAGGAAGGAGGAAUCACGAAUGCAAUGUCGCUAAUGGUUCGUAUUGGUUCUGGUGAGGAAGUUCCUAGGAUUCCGGUGGAAUUGUCGGAGGAAGGGAAAGAUUUCGUGAGGAAAUGUUUCGUGAAAAACCCGGCGGAGAGAUGGACGGCUCAGAUGCUUUUGGAUCAUCCAUUCUUAGCCGUUGAUGAUGAGAGGAGGAGUAGUAGUAGUAGUAGUAGUGGUCCAUUGGUGUGUGGCGACGAAGACGAGGCUUCGGUUUCACCGAGAGAUCCUUUUGAUUUCCCGGGUUGGAAUUCGGUUCAGUCUCCGGUUAAUGAUUCUAUUACGGUCUGUUCACCGGUUAGUUAUUCGCCGUUUAGUUAUUUGGUACGUUCGCCGGAGGAGAGAAUUAGGGAAUUAGUAACCGAGAAUGUACCUGAUUGGUCGGUUUCGUGUGAUUGGGUCAACGUCAGGUGA
Molecule: messenger RNA, 1080 nt
Organism: Microthlaspi erraticum
Lineage: Eukaryota; Viridiplantae; Streptophyta; Magnoliopsida; Brassicales; Brassicaceae
Source: the annotation of a GenBank genome assembly